ACUGGGUGCCGAGCAAGGGGAGCCCGGCGGCGGGCGGGGACGUGGGGCGGGACGUGCGGGCGCCGAGAAAAGCGCCGGCCCACGGGCCAACGCCGGGUCGCCUAGGUGAGCGUGCCGAGGCGACAGCUGCCGACCUGCCAGGUGGGUGCUGUCCCGAAGCGCAGCGAGAUCGGCGCCGGUUUGGAGGUUUGGAGCCCGGGACUUCAACCUCACCGCCCCAUCCUGUUAGAAAGGCCACGGUUUGCCUGCAUCCGGCCUGCUUGUGGCCCCUGUCCCUGGUUGGGCUGUGAUGAGAAGAGGCCUUUCACACACUAGUUUCGAAAGGCACGCCAAUGGCCCACGUAGGAUAUGGGUGUGUGGCUGAAACCCGUUGAGAUUCGGUCACUGUUGUGGAUGAAGUGAGAAGAACUCUAUCCCGCGGGAGCGGAGCGCACAAGUGGUGGUGACCAGCGUGGCGAGCUUAGCUGAAAGCGGCUCCCGCCCACACUUGGCCGGGCCCAGAGGUGUCACCAUGUUGUGCACCCUGUUCCUGCUACUGCUGGCCCUGGGCAGAGUGCAGACAACUCGGCCAUGUUUCCCUGGCUGCCAGUGUGAGGAAGAGACGUUUGGCCUCUUUGACAGUUUCAGCCUGAUCCGAGUGGACUGCAGCAGCCUGGGCCCCCACAUUGUGCCUGUGCCCAUCCCUCUGGACACAGCCCACCUGGACCUGUCUUCCAACCGGCUAGAAACCGUGAAUGAGUCAGUCCUGGGAGGGCCAGGCUAUACCACACUGGCUGGCCUGGAUCUCAGUCACAACCUCCUCACCAGCAUCACGCCCACUGCCUUCUCCCGCCUUCGCUACCUGGAGUCACUGGACCUCAGUCACAAUGGCCUGGCAGCCCUGCCAGCAGAGGUUUUCACCAGCUCCCCCUUGAGUGAUAUCAACCUGAGCCAUAAUCGACUACGAGAGGUCUCAAUAUCUGCCUUCACCACCCACAGCCAGGGCCGGGCACUGCACGUGGACCUAUCCCACAAUCUUAUCCACCGCCUGCUCCCCUAUCCAGCCAGGGCCAGCCUGCCUGCACCUACCAUUCAGAGCCUGAACCUGUCCUGGAACCGGCUCCGAGCCGUGCCCGAUCUCCGAGACCUACCCCUGCGUUACCUGAGCCUGGAUGGGAACCCUCUGGCUACCAUCAACCCAGGCGCCUUCAUGGGGCUGGCGGGCCUCACCCACCUUUCACUGGCAAGCCUACAGGGUAUCCUCCAGCUACCACCCCACGGCUUCCGGGAGCUCCCAGGCCUUCAGGUCCUGGACUUGUCUGGUAACCCCAAGCUCAAGUGGGCAGGAGCCGAGGUGUUUUCAGGCCUGGGUUUGUUGCAAGAACUAGACCUGUCGGGCUCCAGCCUGGUGCCCCUGCCUGAGACGCUGCUACAUCACCUCCCUGCUUUACAGAGUGUCAGUGUAGGCCAAGAUGUGCAGUGCCGGCGUCUGGUACGGGAGGGUGCCUACCACCGCCAACCCGGUUCCAGCCCUAAGGUAGUCCUGCACUGUGGAGACAUCCAGGAAUCUGCCAGGGGCCCAGACAUCUUGUGACGAAUGGUGUGGCCUGAGGCCACUUGACAGACUGCUGUCCUGGGCUUGCUCAGGUCCCCACUAAUAUUUUAAUGUGCCAAUGCCUGUGGAGUGUCUACAGGCCUAAGUGGCAGCCAUCUCAGCGAAGAUGUGGGCCAAGGAUAGUUUUCAUACCUAGGGCCUAUACCCAAUAACAGAAUCUGCCCGCUUGUCUCAGCGGCUCACUUCCCUGAGCUAUGAGCAAAGGGCCUUCGAUGCCAAACCAGACUUUGGUCCCUUCCUGAGCCCUGCCCCAGUUAUCUCUAAGUGCCUUCCCUUUUGCCCGGACUGACCUGACCCAUGAUGUAAGGACCGUAGGGGAGCACCACCACUGCAAAGGCUGACUAAGGUCUGUUGGGCUAAAGGUCUCUUUGAGCCCAGUGUCUGUAGUCACGCCUUCUUUGCUCUGGGCCCAGGAGGCCUACUUCUUUUUCUCGUGGAAUCCUGGAAUCUUAAAGAUAAAAGAACCUAGAAAGAAAAUCAAACCCACUUUCCUUGUGGGGCAGACGGUAAUAUGGGACUGAGAACAGCAAACCUGGGGUAUUGGAGAGGAGCCCAGCCUCCUGUUGAGGUUGAGAGCUCUGUCACCCUCCCUUCCCCUGCUGGGUACCCUGUUAACAUUGUCUGUGCUGUUUCCCAUUGUGCCCAGCAGUAGCAACAACAAGGUCACAGAGGUGGGGACUCUAGGUCCAGUGGCCAGCUUAUGGUGUGAGCGUAGUCAGUCCCCCUUUCAGAGCCUCAGGAAGCUUGGAGCACCUCAGUCUCAAGCCUGUCAGUUCCUUACUCUGGGAUGACCCCCAACAUCAAGACUGGAAACAUACACAUUCUCCCCAGGGACACAGUCUUAAGAUGCUUUUCUAAGAAGUCAAUGCAGUUGUGGCCAUGUGGCCCUGAGCUUCAAGGGACUCGUGGGCUUGGUGUCCAUGGGCCGGAGCCCAGAGACCCACUUCCCCCUCCAAGGAGUGUGGCAGAAAGGGUCUCCCAUGCACAUUGUGCUCCCCCCAGGGCCACAUCUCAGCUCUCCAGCUCUGGAUUCUUUCUUCUGUUUUCAUUUUAUGAGUCGUUGUCUUUUUUAAAAUGAACUGUUUAACCCCCACCUCUGCUGGCCAGGGGAUGGAAAGGAAGAUAAAUGUAUUUCUUCGCUUUUGUAAGACUCUGUUCUGGGUGUGGGCUGGGUAUCUUGGGAAGAAGCCAGUUGGCUAUCAGUGACCAUGUGGGCAUUGGGGCUGGUCCCUGGGAUGCUCAAAAGUCAGUGAGAGCUCUGUCUUCUCAUACUAGCCCAGCCCAGCCCACCCUGUGACUGGUCCUUAGUUUAAUAAACACAUGUAAGAGUUCUUUCCUUCA
Molecule: messenger RNA, 2935 nt
Organism: Rattus rattus (black rat)
Lineage: Eukaryota; Metazoa; Chordata; Mammalia; Rodentia; Muridae
Gene: Tsku
Product: tsukushi, small leucine rich proteoglycan
Exons: 3
Coding region: 512-1573 (353 amino acids)
Molecular function (GO): protein binding
Source: RefSeq, a predicted model, not a curated record